Messenger RNA from Entrophospora sp. SA101, 1659 nucleotides. The record is from the annotation of a GenBank genome assembly. Lineage: Eukaryota; Fungi; Glomeromycota; Glomeromycetes; Entrophosporales; Entrophosporaceae.
AUGACGGUUAUCAAUUCGUUACCGAAUGAAUGCUUUCAAGAAAUAUUCGAGCAUGUUAGCAAUCAAGGACCCGGAUUAUUUUCAAGCCUUUUGGUUAAUAAAAUAUGGUGCAUAAAUGUCGUAUAUGUGUUAUGGAGUAGACCGUUCGAAAAGAAAUACAAGUUUGUAAAAACACCAAUCAUCAUUCAAACAUAUUUGAGAUUUUUAAGCAUAGAAGAUAGAAAAGAAAUUGAAACUCUAAUCAAUAAAAACACUCAUAGCGAAAGUGACGGAGGAGGAUACGAUGUAGAGUUAACAAGAAAACCAUUGUUUGAUUACCCAAAAUAUUUAAAAGAACUUGAUUUUCAAGUCUUCGUCCACAAAAUUGUUGAAUGGGCCGGAACUAAAAACAAAAAACUUAGAAAUCAAGAUAACUACAAUGAUAUCAUAAGUCUGAUUAUCGACCAAUUAAUCAGAUUGUUUUCUAGAAAAUCUAACAAUUUAGAUUAUUUAAGUUAUUGCGCUUCAAGGAGUUGGUCAAAAGCACCAAAUUUUGAGUUUCUUAAUGAUGAUGAUAAUAAUAAUAGCAUAAGUAGCAUUAACAAUGAAGGAAAUGUAAAUUUUCUAAUUAAUUUGACACAAUUUCAAUUUCAUAUCUGGAAUUUAAAUGAUGAUGAUGAUGGAAACAUUGUAAAAUUUGUCAAUUUGGUCGGUUCAUCUAGUAAGAAAAUAAGAAAGUUAGAUAUUUCUUAUGGAGAUGACAAAGAAGAAAAUAUAACAAAUUCAAUCAUUGAAUUGAUCAAAAAGCAAAGAAACCUUUAUGAUAUCUUAAUAAAACGUCACUCUAAUAACAUAUCAUCGCUGAUUAAAGCUUUAGAAUGUCAGUCAAAUAGUUUAAGAUCUUUAUCUAUAAAAGAUGCAAUAUUCGAUAUUGAAGAUUUCAAAAUUUUAUCUAAAUUCAGAAACAUUUAUCAACUUGCCAUGGAAAAUUGUGCCCCAUCAUCAAAAGAUUUCAAAAAUAGUUUAGCAGAUUCAAAUUUUAGUUUUAAAAACUUGGAUUUUGGAUUUUAUAAAAUGGAUAGAGAUUAUUAUCCCAAAUAUCAAAAUGAAUUUAUUAAAUCAAGCGGCAAGAAUUGCAAAAGAUUGAUAACUAAUUUCUUUACCGUCGAGAUUGGGAACGCAAUCAUCAAUCAUUGUGACAACAUAGAAGAAUUUAAAAUUAUUGGCAUUUUAACACCAUGUUAUCCAAUAGUGAUUAGAGUAUUAAAUAAUUUUAAAAAUUCACUAAAAAAGCUUUCAUUAAGAUUUGAUAGUAAUCCAAUGGAGGAGGUUAAUCUCAUAAAUUUAUUAAAAAACAACUUGCCACUGAAUUUAGAAUAUCUAAGAAUAGUAAUUAAUAAUGAAGGUGAUUUGAAGGAACUCUCCGAUUUAUUAUCAUCCAAUGAGAUUGCGUCUUUAAAUACUCUAAUUAUUCAGAAUAAUAACCAUAAACACGAGACUGAAAUAUUAAAAAUCAUUUUAAAUUUCGUAAAUAAUAAUAAAAUUUCUACUUUGAAAACCUUGGGAAUGAAUUACAAAAAGAGAGAUGAUGAGAAAGAAGCAAUAGAAUUAAAUAGAAAAUUGGUCGAAGAUUAUAAAAUCCAAAUUUAUCAUAUUGAGGAUUUAAAAACUUGGUUUUAA